Melospiza georgiana is the source of this 1961-nucleotide messenger RNA. RefSeq names its product arylsulfatase family member I (gene ARSI). Bases 1 to 1728 code for a protein of 575 amino acids. NCBI's taxonomy places the organism in Eukaryota, Metazoa, Chordata, Aves, Passeriformes, Passerellidae. The record is from RefSeq and is a predicted model, not a curated record. The transcript is spliced from 2 exons.
AUGGCCGUCUAUGCCCUCACGGGCUUCUCGCUCGUCAGCCUGCUCAGCUUUGGCUAUUUGUCCUGGGACUGGAUGAAGCCCAGUUUGGUGGCUGAUGUGGCCACAGACCCCAUGGAGAAAUCACCGCCUCCCACCUUCACCAGGCCACCCCACAUCAUCUUCAUUCUGACCGACGACCAGGGCUACCACGAUAUCGGCUAUCACGGCUCAGAUAUCCAGACACCGACGCUGGACAGGCUGGCAGCAGAGGGUGUGAAGCUGGAGAACUACUACAUCCAGCCCAUCUGCACCCCGUCCCGGAGCCAGCUGAUAACUGGCAGGUACCAGAUCCACACAGGAUUGCAGCACUCCAUCAUCCGCCCUCGGCAGCCCAACUGCCUGCCCCUGGACCAGGUCACCCUGCCGCAGAAGCUGCAGGAAGCCGGCUACUCCACGCACAUGGUGGGCAAGUGGCACCUGGGCUUCUACAAGAAGGAGUGCCUGCCCACUCGCCGGGGCUUCGACACCUUCCUGGGCUCCCUGACAGGCAACGUGGAUUACUACACCUACGACAACUGCGACGGGCCUGACGUCUGCGGCUACGACCUGCACGAGGGGGAGGACGUGGCGUGGGACCAGAGCGGGAAAUAUUCCACCUUCCUCUACGCCCAGCGGGUCAGCAAGAUCCUGGCAUCCCACAGCCCCAAGGAGCCCAUCUUCAUCUACGUGGCCUUCCAAGCGGUGCACACGCCCCUGCAGUCCCCCAAGGAGUACAUCUACCGCUACCGCUCCAUGGGCAAUGUCGCCCGCCGCAAGUACGCGGCCAUGGUCACCUGCAUGGACGAGGCGGUCAAGAACAUCACCUGGGCCCUCAAGAAGUAUGGGUACUAUGACAACAGUGUGAUCGUGUUCUCCACGGAUAACGGUGGGCAGACCUUCUCCGGGGGAAGCAACUGGCCGCUGCGGGGUCGCAAAGGGACGUACUGGGAAGGGGGAGUGCGGGGCAUUGGUUUUGUGCACAGUCCCCUGAUCAAGCGCAAGCGUCGGACAAGCUGGGCGCUGGUUCACAUUACAGACUGGUACCCUACUCUGGUCAGCCUGGCCAGGGGCAACCUGAGCAAUGUCCAAGGCUUGGAUGGCUACGAUGUCUGGCCUGCUAUCAGUGAGGGCAAGGAGUCGCCACGCACUGAAAUCCUGCACAACAUUGACCCCUUGUACAACCAUGCCAAGUACGGCUCCUUGGAGGACGGCUUCGGCAUCUGGAACACGGCUGUGCAAGCUUCCAUCAGGGUUGGGGAGUGGAAGCUCCUCACUGGCGACCCAGGGUACAGCGACUGGAUACCCCCACAGACCCUGACCAACUUCCCAGGGAGCUGGUGGAACCUGGAGCGUCUCACCGAUGGCCCGAGGAAGUCCGUGUGGCUCUUCAACAUCACCGCCGACCCCUACGAGCGCUACGACCUCUCAGAGCAGCGGCCAGACGUGGUCAGGAGCCUCCUGCUGAGGCUGGUGCACUACAACCGCACGGCCAUCCCGGUGCGCUACCCUGCCGAGAACCCCCGCGCUCACCCCGACUUCAACGGCGGUGCCUGGGGCCCGUGGGCCACUGAGGAUGAGGAGGAGGAGUGGGAAGGAGGCCGGGAGUCCCUGAAAGGCAGGAACAAGAAGAAGAAGAAGAAGUGCAAGAUCUGCAAGCUGCGCUCCUUCUUCCGCAAGCUGAACACCAGGCUCAUGUCCAACCGCAUCUGACAGGACACUCCCCCAGCAUCCACCCGUCCUGGCCAGGGUGGAGCUCUGGACUGCAGUGCCAUGGGAUGGGAGUGAGGGAGAAGGACAGGCAGGGAGGUGGCCAGUGCUCUCUUGCUCUCCCUUGUUCCAGGGUUCACUCCGAAACACUUCUCCUCCCUGGCUGGAGUGGUGGCCACAGGGAGCUGCUCCCAGUGGGUGAGGAAGGGUGAUGUGGUCUCUGCUGCGGUGCUUGG